GAUCUUCCAGCGGGGCAUGAAAGAGGCUCUUUAAUAUAGGCUGGGAGCAGUUCUCAGACAUUUGAGUGCAGCGAAGAGAUCCAGCAUGUCCUCCUGAGCCCGGCUGCUCAUGCUGGGACCAUAGUUCAUCCAAGCGGUGAGAAGCAGCAGGAGUUGCAGACUUCUUCUUCUUUUUUUUCUUUUUUUUGUCAUGGAUCUUCAGACCUCAGCCGAGCACAAGCAGGUCCAUCAAGCCUCAACUUUCCGUUGGCUUUCCUUUGCUUACCAGGGCCUGACAGAGAUCCCUUAUGACACCAUCCUAAUGCAGACAAAAACACUGGAGGUGCUGGACCUGAGUUACAAUAUCCUGGAUGAGAACCCGGCUCGGUUGGGGCGGCUGGAGAAGCUCAGCACGCUGAUAUUGGACUCCAACAACUACACAUCUCAUGUCAAGUUCCCCUACAUGCCGAGCAUCACUGCACUGUGCAUCAACAAGAACAAGAUCAACAACCUGCCUGUGUUUGUGGAAGAGAUCAGGCGAAAGUUCCCCAACAUCAAGAUCCUCAGUAUGAUGAACAAUGAGGCUGCACCCAGCUACUUCAACGGAGGAAGUCUGUCCCAGUAUACAGACUACAGGCACUAUGUGAUCAGUCAGAUCUCAGGCCUGGAGAUUCUGGAUGACACAGAGGUUCUGGAGAAGGAGAGAGUCCAGGCCAGGAAAACCUACAGACUACAGCAGAGCAAUCUCAGCAGCAGGAGGAAGAAAGACGAGUCAUCCAGGAAACGCACACACAUGCAGAGGAAGGCUGAUGCCAUCAUCAGACAAUAAAAUCAUCCCUUUAACAAUAUGUUGCUAUUCAAUUCAUUUUGGUUGGCAAUGAUUCAGGCAACAUUUAUAAACAUGUUCUAUGAUGCAAUACCGUCAUAUUAAAAAAGACACUUCUGCAUUA
This is a messenger RNA of Fundulus heteroclitus (mummichog), 929 nucleotides long. RefSeq names its product leucine-rich melanocyte differentiation-associated protein. The transcript is spliced from 5 exons. The coding region runs from base 191 to 808 and encodes 205 amino acids. The record is from RefSeq and is a predicted model, not a curated record. NCBI's taxonomy places the organism in Eukaryota, Metazoa, Chordata, Actinopteri, Cyprinodontiformes, Fundulidae.